AUGAUGAAGGCAAGGCGGAGUUUUAGUUAUGGCGGGUCGCGUCAGAAGCUGGGAAGCGGCCACAGCUGCCAAUUCAGCAGCCGAUCGAGCAUCAUCCAGGCACACAAGGCUUUUCCCCGAGUUUCAUCCCUUUCAACCCUCGUCGACUCGCCCGGCGAGUUUUACGCCGUCGAUCGCGCUACAUCCCACAGCCUGAAUCCUCAAUCUGCCGCACCGCCCUUUUUCUCCGGGAUCUCCGGCGGAAAUUCCGGAUCCGACGUGUUAUUUUCUCACCCUAGCUUAGAUCGCGGCAGCAGCACCAGCUCCGCCGCGACUCCCGCUUCCCCCUCCUUCUUCUCCCCCGCGGACGCAAAGCGGCGCGUCUCCGCGCAGUUUGGCCCGCGCAUGUGGGAGGAAGGCGGGGGCUAUUCCGCGCUGGAUGCGUCCCCGGAGCGGAACUGGAUGGGGGAAGCAGCAGCAGCGCGCGCGGGUUUCGCCUCUGGCCGACGAAUGUCCACCUCGUCGUACUUCCAGACGCUUUUCCGCGUGGGCGAAAGUUGCGAGAGUGGCGAAAGUGGCGAAAGGGAGAACGAUUUCCUAGAAACGGGUUAUGGCGAGACCGACACUGCGGAAAGCUCUUGCCUGGCGCGCCGUUCCCCGCGGAUCUCCUCGUCGCGCCGCAGCCCGUCGUUCUUCUCCCCCUCGCGCGCGCAUCUUCCCCCCUUCGCCUCCGCCGCCUACCCUCCCGGCAUCCUCUUCCGCUUCUCCCGCAGCAGGCGCCUCUCCGAAUCCGCCGUCUGCGUUUCCGCCGUUUCUCCCUCCGCUUCCGCCUUCGCUUCCUCCGCCGCGAGCCGGCCCCCCGCCUCGUACACCCGCGUCACGCCAGUAGACCCAUGGCAAGCGGAAAGGCUGUCCCAUGAAGCACUUGCCGACAAAGGAUGCCUGCCAGAUAUGUCUGUGACGGGGAGACGAACACCUGUUUCUUCAGGUGCUCCUUCAGGUGUUUCUUUAGUUGCUGGUGCAGCAGCAGGUGAAACGCGGGGGAGCAGCAGGCUGGAGGUAUCGUUUGAGAACCUGUCGUUGGAUUCGGACGAAGCAGGCUCGUCAGAAUGCUCUGGUGCUGCUGUUGCGGCCAUUGGGCAAACACAGCCGACAUUAUUCCGAACCUCACAAGUGGAUUUCUCUUUAGAGGGAGAAGGUUUGUCAAAACGCUCUUUUGCUGCCGGUGAACAAGCAGUGGCAGUGCCGCGAGUUCCGCCCACUAGGAGGGAAGAAAGCUGCCGGACGGUUGGAGUGUCCUCCUACUGUUCUCAAACGUUUCUUCGGGAAGAGGAGGGCGUGGCCGGAUCAGUCGCCUCGGUUUUUCCUGGGGAGCACCAUGAAGCCGACAGCAAGAUCACUCCAGACGCUGCAGUUUUCCCCGAGGACACUGAGGGGGACAGCCAGCCCUACUGUGAGGCUGACAGCGAUAUGAAAUCUGACGUUCCGUUUCCGCCUCGGCAGCAGCUUUCAAGGAAGUUCUGUCGGCUGUUGGGAUGCUGGGUUGGUGCGAAGGGCACCAGAGGACGAGGAGUGUGCGCACGGGGAUGUGAAAGUGGGAGGGUUGGGGAAGGUGAUGGGGAAGGGGGUGGCGUGGGAAACGCAUGGGGGCAUGGUAGUGAGGGAGAUGCCAAGGAGUCUGCCACUGGAAGCAGAGGUAGGCUGAAGAAGUGGUGGGGGGGUGUGUAA
Molecule: messenger RNA, 1707 nt
Organism: Closterium sp. Yama58-4
Lineage: Eukaryota; Viridiplantae; Streptophyta; Zygnematophyceae; Desmidiales; Closteriaceae
Source: the annotation of a GenBank genome assembly